UCUUUCUUCCAUUACAAACCAAUCUUACAAGAGAGAGAGAGACAAACGAAAGAAGAAGAACAAAAAUAUAAUCUCCUCCACGAAAAAUAUAUAUAAAAUGGAAACUUCUGUCCCAAAGAGAGACUUAUUCACAGAAAUGGAACAAAACGCUCAAAUCGCAGCCAAGAGACUUUGGAAAGUCGUGCGGAUCGUCUUCUGCGUUUUGAAAACCGGUACGGUCAAAAACAAGCUCAUGCUUGACUUAAACCUAAUGCUCAAGAGAGGCAACAAAGCCAUCACUAACCUCCGCCGCCGUCGUUCUAGCUUCACCGGCGGCGCUGACGUUACCUCCUCCUCACGCGUCCGUGACUACGAGUUCAGCUGCAGCAACACCCCAGCGAAUGACCCUUUUUCCUACAUGUGCAAACGCAAGCGCCGCGUCCACGGCGGUAUUGACAAGGAAGACGCUGUGACCGAAGCGGUUAAGAGUUUUGAGUUGUUAGGCGAGAAUGAUACGGGCGAAGCGGCUGGAGAGUCUCCGUUGGUGGCGUUUCCGGCGGUGAGACAGCUUAGAGUGACGGAUUCGCCGUUUCCAUUAGACGACGGUGGAGAUCAUGAUCACGUGGUGGAUAAAGCCGCGGAGGAGUUUAUAAAGAAGUUUUAUAAGAACCUUAAGCUGCAAAAGAAGAUGGGGAACGCAUUAGAUUCGCCGUACCACGACGGAUGGGUUAGGUGAUGCGUGCGUUUAGAGACCAACGCGACUUGAGACUUGACUUGAGUCAGCUAUAUUUCCCUUUAAGAGUGUUGUUGUAUACUUGAAUUUGACUUGUGUUUAUCUCUUCGGUAAAAAGAUGUAAACAUGGCUGUGUAAAUAUUUUCUUAUCAUAGUGAAAAAUACUAUAUUGGUGAGUU
Messenger RNA from Raphanus sativus (radish), 891 nucleotides. RefSeq lists its product as uncharacterized. The record is from RefSeq and is a predicted model, not a curated record. Lineage: Eukaryota; Viridiplantae; Streptophyta; Magnoliopsida; Brassicales; Brassicaceae.